GUCCGUAUGCUCUUGCAACUUGGCAACCCGGUCAUCACAGGUUUCUCAUAUGUCGGCCGAUCAGACAGUUACCAGACCAGCACUUGGUCCUUAGGAGAGGAAUACAUCAAAGAAUACAACGGCUGGUUCCUGCAGCAACAAAGACAGUUUUUCCUGGGACGGGAUACUUUUAAUAACUUUCUGAACUUCAUGGGCCACCUAUCCUAUCAGUGUGACAAGCUUUUAGAGGACAAAGAGAUGAUAACUUUCUUACAGAGGGGACUCUAUGACACCGCCAUCAUUGAUGCUUUUAACCCAUGUUCCUUCAUCCUGGCACGCAAACUUGGUGUCAGCUACAUAGCUUUCUAUCCUGGCACUCUGAAUGGUCCCCUAUCCAUUGCUCUCCCAAGUCCAGUUUCCUACAUCCCGGUCUUUGGCUCCCAGCUGUCUGACCACAUGAACCUCUGGGGACGAGCAAAGAACCUCUUAUAUUCACUCCUGGCACCUGUAGGUCAGGAAUGUGUAUGGUCGAAAUUCAGAGAAGUGGCUGAGCGCCACCUUGAGUCAGGCUCACCCCCCAGUGGACUAGAGGAGUUACAUCAAGGAGCUGAACUCUGGGCCUUCAACACAGACUUUUCCCUGGAGUUCCCACAGCCACUCAUGCCCUACACUGUGCUGGUGGGAGGUUUGCUAAAUACACCUGCAAAGCCACUAGAACAGGAUCUUGCAUUGUGGAUUUCCAGUUUUGGAGAGGCAGGUUUCAUAGUUGUCACUCUGGGAUCAAUGGUUUCUUCGGUCUCUGUUGACCCUCUGCUCAAGGAGCUAGUGGCUGGCUUCUCCAGGAUUCCACAGGGCGUGCUCUGGAGAUAUGACCAAAAGCAAUGGCCAUCUCAGUUGGACAUACCUCCCAACCUCAAGCUGGUGGAUUGGCUGCCUCUUAAUGACCUUUUGGGACACAAAAAAGCACUUCUAUUUAUCACCCAUGGUGGCCAGAACAGCCUGCUCCAGGCAGUGUACCAUGCUGUUCCAGUGCUGGCAAUCCCCCUGUUUGGGGACCAGUUUGAUAAUGUUGUGAGGGCUGAAACAAAGGGACUUGGCCUCAGCAUCCACCCCACACACGUCACUAGAGAGCUGCUGAGCUCCACCAUUCAGACACUAAUACAAGACAAGAGGUUCAAGUCUUCAGCUGUGUCCCUGAGCAGGAUACACAAAUCACAUCCUGUCCCUCCAGCCCUUCGAUUGGUCCAGUGGGUGGAGCACAUCCUGUACACUGGAGGUGGAAAACAUCUAAGGCCGACGUCACUAGAGCAGCCAUGGUACCAGAGAUACCUGCUGGACUUGCUGCUUCUUCUCCUCCUGGGGCUUCUGGGACCUGCAGUUCUCUUUUGGACGUUGUGUAGGAACAAGAAUAGCAGGGAUAAACACAAAAAGAUACAAAAGCAGCACUAAACAUUCUCUCUUCAGCUCACCUCACCUCAGAUCCAUGACUCAGUUCUGUGGUACUAAUAUGAUGAAAAAUAAAUUAAACUCUAAUAAUCCUGAAGAUAGUCAAUAAAUAAACAAUGCUUGCUGAUGCAUGCAAUGAUUCAAACUAUUAACAUUAAGUACAUAAAACAAAAGAAUGAUCACAGGCUGACGGGUUCUCCUUUAGGCCUUUCCGGGGUAUUAAUUCCUCUGGUGGAAGAAAUUUGACUUAAUUUGUUGCUUUUUGAAAUGAUAUUCCCUUUAGCCUUCAAAAGUAAAACUACAAAAAAUAAGUUGAGAAUCAAACUUAAAAUAAAACUGAUUUUCAUUUUAGAAUACAUGAAUUAGAAUUUAAAAACAAGCCGUCAUCCCUGUUGCUCUGCUUUGCUUUUUAUGUUAAGUACUUAUUGUGUUUCACUUUCUGUAUUUCCAGUCUCACUUAAGUGGAGUACCCCUCAUGCCAAGUGUCCUGCCCUCCACCCGCCAAGCGCCACCAUGUCUACCAGACGUCUAAUUUGUACCACAGCGCCACAUUGUCCGACACCUCUGUGCUGCUUUGACCUGGCUGUGCAGCAAGCAGGGGUGUCAGACAGUACGCACGCAAACACGCACUCUCCAACUAAGCGGUUCCUUUGUGUUGUUGAAUAUUUCCAAAUGGCAGCAAGCCAUGUUAGUGUAGAUGAAUGAAUGUUGAGAAUGUUUUUGAGUGCUGCUUUGCUUGUGUGGUUUUGGUGUUAGUGUAGACAGUUUGUUGAUAGUCAAAGAAUAUACCUGAAUUCUCUUCUAUCUGUUCCAUUUUUAAGGUUAGUGUAUGUACAUGUGUGUGAAUGUGUGUUUUGGGCAGCGUUAUGGUCUACUGGCUGUUCAGCUAUUAACCACCAGCACCACCUGCGAGUCUCAACUUUGACCCCCACUCCCUCCUCUGCUGGUUUCCACUGAGUCUCCUUCCCCUUUCUAAACAAGACACAAAAGCGCACAGCAAUGUUCACGGUCAGCGCCCCAGCCACUGUUGAUAGCAGACCAGGCCUUGGUGGACCCCCUACCCUACCCUCCCCUUCCUCACAUCUGUGUUGGGGGUUAGCAGGGAGGAAAAUAUAGAUUAGCAAGAAAAUAAUGACCAAUUAGGAUGCCUUGUUCUCCAUCCAUUCAGCUGUCCAUUCCUUCCCUGUAUUUCAUUUGUCUGUUUGUCUGGCAGUUGCAGGUGCCAGUGAGUCUUCCUCUGUCUCGCACGCAAUCCAAAAGAGGCAGGGCGAAGCGGCUUAAGCAUGACAGUGGAAAUAAAAGGCGGGGGAAUAAUGCUAACAUUAAUGGAGCAAAUGAAGAAUACACUCAAGCAAAAUCAGAAAGACAAAAUAAAAACCAAUCAGAGUAACAGUUACUGAGUGGGAGGAGUAUCUUUGCACUGCAAGUUUUUAGGGGUCAGUGCAAUGGCCUCUACACUGAUUGAAGGUUAAAAUAUUAAACAAGUACAAUAAAAAUAAACAGGGAAAUGAGAAAAAACUAUUGGACAGGCUCCAAAGUAAGUUCUUACUAAUCUGCAAUCGGGGUAAUUGUGCAAAGACAACAUAUCCAAUAUUGAAACAGAAAUAUCUAAUUGUUUUGGUUCUUGUCCAAUAUAGGAUAUCAGGUGUUCAACAGUUCAGGGUUUCCUUAAUCAUAUUUUUGUGAUGAUGUGCCAAAAUGUUUUUGGAUGGCAGCAUAUGUUGUUCCAAAACCAGUAAAUAUUUUUCAGCAUUAAUGGUGCCUUCCAAGAUGUUCAAGGUACUCGUGCAAUAGGCACUUAUGCAUCUUCAUACCAUUGAGGAUGCUGGAUUCUGAACAGUGCACUGAUUUCAAGCCAGGAUGGUUCCUCUUCUCUUUAAAACAGAGGAUGCGGUUGUUCGCAUUGUGCAGUUUUAACUUGCACUAGGAACAUUAUUCUGGAAUUGAUGGACUAUUUCCUUAAAUGGUCUCUCGUAGAACAGUGAAUGUCUUCCCAUCUUCUACUUUUGAGAGACUCUGCCUAUCUGGAUUUCCUUUUUUUAUAACCAGUGAUGUUACUAACCUGUUGCAAAUUAACACAAUUAGUCAGGAGGACUUCCUCCAGGUGUCUUUAUAAGCUUUACACAACUUUUUCAGUGUUUGUUUGCCCUGUCCCAACUUUUUUGAAACAUGUUGCUGGCGUCAAAUUUAAAUGAGAGCAUAUU
This is a messenger RNA of Notolabrus celidotus (New Zealand spotty), 3629 nucleotides long. RefSeq names its product UDP-glucuronosyltransferase 3A1-like. NCBI's taxonomy places the organism in Eukaryota, Metazoa, Chordata, Actinopteri, Labriformes, Labridae. Gene Ontology annotation, molecular function: UDP-glycosyltransferase activity. The record is from RefSeq and is a predicted model, not a curated record.